Messenger RNA from Penicillium griseofulvum, 2235 nucleotides. RefSeq lists its product as uncharacterized. Gene Ontology annotation, biological process: transmembrane transport. The record is from RefSeq and is a predicted model, not a curated record. Bases 1 to 2235 code for a protein of 744 amino acids. Gene Ontology annotation, molecular function: oligopeptide transmembrane transporter activity. The transcript is spliced from 6 exons. Lineage: Eukaryota; Fungi; Ascomycota; Eurotiomycetes; Eurotiales; Aspergillaceae.
AUGAACAGAGCGGAAAAAUGUCAAAAUUUCUGGAGCCAGAGGGCUACUCUGGAUCAGGAUGGAAUUGAUAUUCUUCACGACCGGGAUGCCGAGGAGAUCUUACCCUAUGAAGCCGAUGAUUCGCCUUUUCCGGAGGUACGGGCUGUCAUCCAGCCAGUCAAUGACUUGACCCUGCCUGUUAAUACGGUUCGCAUGUGGACUAUCGGUAUUUUGUUUACUAUCGUGGGGAGUGGACUCAACCAAUUCUUCAGCUUGCGACAGCCCAGUGUAAAUAUCAGUGCCCUGGUAGCCCAGUUGCUGGCUUUCCCCCUGGGAUGUGCCUGGGCAAAAUGGAUACCCAUUGGAGUGUUGAAUCCCGACCGACAUUUCAAUAUCAAGGAGCAUGCCUUGAUCACAAUCAUGGCAAAGGUUUCUAUUGGCUCUGCUGCUGCCACCCAAGUUAUCGAGGCACUUGUCAAAUUCUAUAACAUGCCAUCCCAAGGUGGAUUUGAGGUCUUAUUAUGCAUUACCACACAAUUGUUCGGCUUCGGCUUAGCUGGCCUAGCCUCGCGCUGGCUAGUAACCCCGGCAUCCAUGCUUUGGCCACAGGUAUUGUCAAAUGCAGCACUUUUGACCACUCUCCAUUCUCGCUCCAAUACUAUCGCAGAUGGCUGGCGGAUCACACGUCUCCGCUUCUUUCUUUAUGUUUUUACCGGUGGCGCUAUCUGGUACUUCGUCCCAGGAUAUGUCUUUACAGGUCUCAGCACCUUCGCCUUCAUAUGCUGGAUCGCGCCAUCCAACGUGGUGGUAAAUCAGCUUUUUGGACAAACAACUGGACUGGGGAUGUCGGUUCUGACCUUCGACUGGGCCCAGGUGGUCUAUGCCAAUCAUAGUCCCCUGCUUGUUCCCUUCUGGGCCGGUCUUAACGUGAUAGGAUCAUUCGCGUUCUUCUUUUGGCUCUUGUGUCCCCUCGUUUAUUACUCCAACACUUGGUAUUCCGCACACCUACCACUGCUCAACUCUGACACGUUCGAUAAUACCGGAGUUCCUUAUAACACCAGUCGUAUCAUGGGGCCAAGCGGAAGUAUUGACCAAACUGCUUAUCGGGACUAUUCGCCCAUGUUUUUACCGGCCGGCUUUGCAAUCACAUUCGGUGUUGCCUUUGCUAACUUGACGGGCAUCUUCUUCCAUGUGGCAUUGUAUCAUGGUAAAGACUUGUGGCAACAAUGGAAGGGGACAAGCAAACAAGAUGUCCAUGGUCGACUGAUGUCUUCGUAUCAAUCCGUUCCCUGGUGGUGGUUUGCUGCAAUAACUGCCAUUAUGUUUGCCUUGAGUGUUGUCACCAACGAAGUGUGGCAUACGGGCCUACCGGCAUGGGGUGUGCUUGUGGCAUUCGUGUUACCGGCGGUCUACUUUAUCCCUGUGGGAGUCAUCAAAGCCAUCACAAAUAUCAGCAGUAACCAACUUAACCUGCUCACGGAAUUCAUUGGCGGGUAUGCCUUCCUCGGGCAGCCAGUGGCCAACAUGGCUUUGAAGUUUUAUGGUUAUGUCGCUGUUCAGCAAGGGCUCGAAUUUGUCGCCGAUAUGAAGUUGGCUCAUUAUAUGCACAUCGCUCCACGGCUUCUGUUUGUAGCUCAAGGCCUUGCCACACUCAUUGGAGCUAUCGUCCAAUGUGGCGUUACGGUGUUCAUGAUCACCAGAAUUGAUGGCGUGUGCACCCCUGAGGCUGAGGGGAAUUUCAUCUGCCCUCAUGGAAAAGUCACAUACUCUUCGUCUCUCAUUUGGGGUGCUGUUGGUCCAGGCCGGUUGUUUUCUCCGGGGCAGAUAUAUAGCAAUCUGCUUUGGUUUUUCCUAGUUGGACCCACGGUGGUAGUCAUUACCUACCUCGUAGGUCGUCGUUGGAAAGCUGCCAAUUAUAUCUCCUGGCCCGUCGCCUUCGGUGCAAUGAGCUUAGUCCCACCCGCUACAGGUAUCAGCUUCUCCUCGUGGUGGAUAGUCAACUUGAUAUUCAACGGCAUACUCCGUCGCCGCAAGCCCGCGUGGUGGUCAAAAUAUAAUUAUGUGCUAUCCGCCGCUUUAGACUGCGGUGUUGCAGUUGCCACGGUAAUCAUCUUCUUUUGCAUCACUCUGCCGGCCGGCUCGCUGAACUGGUGGGGGAAUACUGUAUCGAAAACCACAGCCGAUGGCAAAGGAACACCCUACAUGACUUUACCAGCGCAAGGCUACUUUGGCCCUCCAAAGGGAACUUGGCAAUGA